AAGCCCUUCUCUCCCACCUCCUCACCCCUUAUUUCUCUCUGAAACACCGUUCGCCGAUGCCGAUUCUCUGUUCUCCAUCCUUCAUCUUCUCGGCUUUGAAAUUAGAAAAGGCAGGAGCCAAGAUGUUUUACUCGCACCAGCUUCUAGCGCAGAAACCUCCUCUCGGCCUGAUAUGGUAAUCGUUUUCUUUUUUUGAUUUCGUUUUUACAGUUGUUCUUGGUUAUGAAUUGGUAAUCUCUGGAACUUACUCUGUUUUUUUUUUUUUUUUCUUGUACUGCUACUUUGAUUUCUCGAUCUUCAAGUUAAUCUCUGAAGCUUUUGUGUUUGAAGGAUGGCAGCCAUAAUGGACGCCAAGAAGGAUUGAAAGAAGUUAAUCAAGUUGAAUAUAAUCA
Rubroshorea leprosula is the source of this 392-nucleotide messenger RNA. NCBI's taxonomy places the organism in Eukaryota, Viridiplantae, Streptophyta, Magnoliopsida, Malvales, Dipterocarpaceae. The record is from the annotation of a GenBank genome assembly.